This is a messenger RNA of Aspergillus oryzae RIB40, 657 nucleotides long. RefSeq lists its product as uncharacterized. Bases 1 to 657 code for a protein of 218 amino acids. Lineage: Eukaryota; Fungi; Ascomycota; Eurotiomycetes; Eurotiales; Aspergillaceae. The record is from RefSeq and is a predicted model, not a curated record. The transcript is spliced from 2 exons.
AUGCACUCUUUAUUCUCAAAAGAGAAAUGCUUUCUCACAUCUACUGAUUGGCAAUCUGUGAUGAAACAACAAUUCGACUCUACUUUCCCCGCCGUCAUCUUUGCCCAAGUCGAAGAGCUCUUUGCUUACUACACCACCAUACCGUGCUUCAUCCACCAAUUCUUCGACCUCAGACAAGCCGAUCCAACGCAUGAAAAAACGCAGUUGAAGGCAUCUAAGCUUCUAAACGAUGCCCUCGACAUGCAAAACAAAUUGUCCACUUGGUAUGACAAGUUCAGUCAAACAGCGCCUCUUCCAACAGAAGUCCUUUCAUCAAUGGGCGACACCUUGUAUCCAAUAGUGUACUCGUUCACAGAUGUCGAUACCGCAACGAUCUUCGCCGCGUAUUAUUCGUACAUGGUGAUUAUCCAUGCGAUUCUAGGGGCGUGUCACUACCCCGGCGAACAUGCGGCUAUGGUUGUGUACUACCGAGACCAGAUCUGCAUGUCCGUUGAAUUCAACGCUCAAGGAAUGUUAGGUCCCUCUCGACUGGGAUUUCCUUUGCUCGUGGUUAAUGAGUUUGCGGACCCUCCGAUGAAGCUGUGGGUUCAGGGUUGGUUACAACGACUUUCAAAGACUUAUAAAGUUAUGCUGCCGCAGAAUUAUGAACGUAAAUGA